GUGAAGGAAGCUGCAGCCCAUGUUAGGAAAUGUUGUCCGUGGGGCGCUGCUGUAGCCGGAGGAAUUACAGUCAGCUCGACAGCUCAGCGUGCUGGUCGCACAUUGGAUUAACUCGCGGGAACGGAUUGUAAUAUAUAUAAAAAAGAAGAAGCACUCUCCAUCAUGGCUCAAGCGAAAAUACAAGCGAAGAUGAACGAAUCUGUUUGCAGCAAGUUCAGCAGGACUUUGUCCAUGGCAGAUCGCGCGGGGCAACUCUUGGAAAGUUUGGAUCAGCUGGAAAUAAGGGUGGACGCUUUACGCGAAGCAGCAUCUGCCAUGGAGCAGGAAAGGGAGUGCAUCCUGGAAAUGAUUCAGUCCAUACAGAACAGUCAAGAAAUGCGUAACAUCUGCGCGGGAGAGAGAGAGGAGUUGACUUUAACUGCUAACCGCCUGAUGGGCCGGACUCUGUGUGUGGAGAUCUCUGUCGGUACCAUCAGAAACCUUCAGCAGGAGGACGCGCUGCGUAAGGCCACAUCCAUGAUAGAUGAAAUAGUGAAGAAGUUACUGGACGACGUGGAAGGUGGUCGGCAGCAGCUGCUGGCCUUGCAUGCGGCCUGUGUGACGGAAGCGCCGCCCGUCCCCACUGACCAGAAGUUUCAGGCUAUAGUGAUAAGCUGUGCUUUGGAGGACCAGAAGAGGAUCAAGCGGAGGCUGGAGACUCUGUUGAGGAACGUUGAAAAUGCUGAAAAGAACAUCAAGAUUAUGGAUAACCAAAAACUCGACGACAAGCAAGCCAAUGGGAGUCAUUAAGACAUUUCACCCAAAACACAAAGUGUGUCUUUAAUACCACUAAUCUCACAUAGAACCAAUGUAAUUCUACACACAUUUAUUAAUGUUUUUGACGGCGUCCUGAUGUAGCAGCAAGGAAGAUGCCCAUGGAAAAUGUACAAUGAUACUAAACCUUGAAAGAAAAGAAAAAAAAACCCUUCAGAUUGCUGUUAUUCACAUUGACCAGCUUAAUUUUGAUUGGAUAAUGUGUAUUGCAGUAUAUUAUGCAUGUUUACUAAUGUACUUAAGUAAGGCAGAAAAAGAUUUAAAGCUCAAUUUCCAGUUUGAGUGUAGUUUGUAAGGAAGUGUAAAACCAACAAUCAGUUUAGGGCAUUUAAUAAUUAAGUAGGUAACAAACUUAUAAUAAUGCAGCAACUACAACCAAAGUUAUAAUUGCAGUUGAAUACCAUGAUCAGGUUGCUCACACUGGUCUGUACGAGUAGAAUAAUACAGAAUCUACUGAUGGAUUGUGUGUUUGAAUUAUUUUGCCUCACCUAUUAGGUUAAAUGUUUGAAAGGAUUGGAUGUGCAUACACUACCUCUUUCUGAGAACACUUGUCAUUUAAAGUUUUGUAUCUGAGUUCAUGUUUUCACAAUGCAGUUUUUAUGUGCUAAUAAAAACAUUGUCUAAAAUA
Messenger RNA from Melanotaenia boesemani (Boeseman's rainbowfish), 1441 nucleotides. RefSeq names its product BCL2 associated athanogene 2 (gene bag2). Gene Ontology annotation, biological process: protein stabilization. Gene Ontology annotation, molecular function: protein-folding chaperone binding; adenyl-nucleotide exchange factor activity. The coding region runs from base 163 to 789 and encodes 208 amino acids. Lineage: Eukaryota; Metazoa; Chordata; Actinopteri; Atheriniformes; Melanotaeniidae. The record is from RefSeq and is a predicted model, not a curated record. The transcript has 3 exons.